AUGAGGCUCUUCAAUCUCCUUCUCCUCUGGUGCUCUGUCCUAUCCACCUACGUCCUUGCCAACAACCGCUCCCUUCCUUACGAGCUGAUAUACUUCUACUACGCGUACAAAUUCCAAUGGGAAUCCGGAGUCGAAAGAACCAUUGCUGUCGGGUGUGCCCCCUCCAGCAAUAAGGGCGAUAUGUGCUAUUUCGAUCAAUUCGUCAAGCAUCUGAUCGAAGAUAACUGGCCCUACAAUCCUCCGACAGCUGAUCACACCACGACCCCCGGCAAGGAUCAAGUAGCCGCAAUUACGCAAAAGAUCACAAGCUCAGGGCGGUACUAUUUGAAACAACUGAUGGCUCAAUUCAGCCAUGAAAUGCCCUUUACAGUCGUCCUGGAAACAAUUCUAGACGCCGCCAACACGGCUCUCAACGUGGAAAAGUACAAACCAUCGAAUGCGGAUAUCAAACAGGCGAUUAAAUCGGUUCAAACUGCUCAAAGCGAACGUUACGAGACGUACGCAGGGAUCGAAGAUGAGGCGCUCCAAAUGACUAUUCCGGCUGCUGCGUAUGACUAUGUAUCCAGUGAUGGGAAAGCAAAUUACGAUUGGUAUGAAACGCUAGAAGAUAUCGACAAGGCGGUAUAUGCUGAAAAAAUCACCAACGCGCAAGGGGAGGAGUUCAAGGCAGCAAUUCUGGACUUUUCUCAGAAUAUUGAUGCCAGAAUUUUUCCUACCCCCACUGAUGAUGAAAUAGAGCUCAUAAAGAGGCAGGGGAUUCUAGAACAUCUCCGAAAUAUCCGGGUGAUGGGUACCACGGUCAACGAGCUCAAUAAUCAUGUUGUUGCAGAAUCUGCUGCAAGUGGAGAUUCUCCCAGAGCCCCAUCCUAUUGUGGUUCUGACGAUGUCGAAUUCGCAUUCUCGGAUGGCUCAAACUCGGAAUAG
Molecule: messenger RNA, 924 nt
Organism: Penicillium cinerascens
Lineage: Eukaryota; Fungi; Ascomycota; Eurotiomycetes; Eurotiales; Aspergillaceae
Exons: 1
Coding region: 1-924 (307 amino acids)
Source: RefSeq, a predicted model, not a curated record